AGGGGGCGCGUCGCCCCGCCGCGGGAGGAGGGCCGCGUGCCGCGUCUGCGGGAAGGAGCCGGGAGUGACCCGAGGACGGGGCGAGGAGCCUACAGGCCCGCGGAGCCCCGUUGGGAACGCACGGACGCAGCUGAGCUGGGGCCCGCGGCUGCCGGCCGAAGGGCCCGGCCCAGCCUGGCGCCGAGGGGGACGUGCACUGUGGACACGCGGAGAAGCGAGUCACCGCGGCCUUUAGAAAUAUCUAUGCAAGAUGUUGACAUUGCAAACUUGGAUAGUGCAAGCCUUGUUUAUUUUCCUCACCACUGAAUCUGUAGGAGAACUUCUAGAUCCAUGUGGUCAUAUCCACCCUGAAUCUUCAGUUGUACAACUUGGUUCUAAUUUCACAGCAGUUUGUGUGCUAAAGGAAAAAUGUAUGGAUUAUUUUCAUGUGAAUGCUAAUUACAUUUUCUGGAAAACAAACCAUGUUAUUGUUCCUUUUGAACAAUAUACUGUCAUAAACAGAACAGCAUCUAGUGUCACAUUUACAGAUAUAUCUUUAUUAAAUAUUCAACUCACUUGCAACAUUCGUACAUUUGGACAAAUUGAUCAGAAUGUUUAUGGAAUCAGAAUAAUUUCAGGCCUGCCUCCAGAAAAACCUAAAAAUUUGAGUUGCAUUGUGAACGAAGGAAAGAAAAUGAUGUGUCAGUGGGAUCCUGGAAGGGAAACGCACCUGGAAACAAACUACACUUUAAAAUCUGAAUGGGCAACAGAGAAGUUUGAUGAUUGUAAAGCAAAACGUGACACCCGCACCUCAUGUACUGUUGAUUAUUCUCCUGUGUAUUUUGUCAACAUUGAAGUCUGGGUAGAAGCAGAGAAUGCUCUUGGGAAGGUUACCUCAGAUCAUAUCAAUUUUGAUCCUGUAGAUAAAGUGAAGCCCAAUCCACCACAUAAUUUAUCAGUCAGCAACUCAGAGGAACUGUCUAGUAUUUUAAAAUUGACAUGGAUCAACUCAAGUAUUAAGAGUUUUAUAAGACUGAAAUAUAACAUUCAAUAUAGGACCAGAGAUGCCUCAACUUGGAACCAGAUUCCUCCUGAAGAUACAGCAUCUACCCGAUCUUCAUUCACUGUCCAGGACCUUAAACCUUUUACAGAGUAUGUGUUUAGGAUUCGUUGUAUGAAGGAAGAUGGUAAAGGGUUUUGGAGUGACUGGAGUGAAGAAGCGAGUGGGAUCACAUAUGAAGAUAGACCAUCCAAGGCACCAAGCUUCUGGUAUAAGAUAGAGCCAUCUCAUACUCAUGGCUGUAGAUCUGUACAACUCAUAUGGAAGACAUUGCCUCCUUUUGAAGCCAAUGGAAAAAUCUUGGAUUAUGAAGUGACUCUCACAAGAUGGAAAUCACGUUUACAAAAGUACACAGUUAACGACACAAAACUGACAGUAAACCUCACAAAUGAUCGCUACAUAGCAACUCUGACAGCAAGAAAUCUGGUUGGCAAAUCAGAUGCAUCUGUUUUAACUAUCCCUGCCUGGGGCUUUCAAGCUACUCACCCCAUAACGGAUCUUAAAGCAUUUCCCAAAGACAAUGUGCUUUGGGUAGAAUGGACUGCUCCAGAUGAAUCUGUAAACAGAUAUAUACUUGAGUGGUGUGUGUUAUCAGAUAAAUCGCCCUGUAUCCCAGACUGGCAACAAGAAGAUGGUACUGUACAUCGCACCUAUUUAAGAGGAAACCUAGCAGAGAGCAAAUGUUAUUUGAUAACAGUCACUCCAGUGUAUGCUGAUGGACCAGGACUCCCCGAGUCUAUAAAGGCAUACCUUAAACAAGCUCCACCUUCCAAAGGACCUACUGUCCGGACAAAAAAAGUGGGGAAAAAUGAAGCUGUCUUAGAGUGGGACCAACUUCCUGUUGAUGUUCAGAAUGGAUUUAUCAGAAAUUAUACUAUAUUUUAUAGAACCAUCAUUGGAAAUGAAACUGCUGUGAAUGUGGAUUCUUCACACACAGAAUAUACGCUGUCCUCUUUGACUAGUGACACUUUGUAUAUGGUACGAAUGGCAGCAUAUACAGACGAAGGUGGAAAGGAUGGUCCAGAAUUCACUUUUACUACACCAAAGUUUGCUCAAGGAGAAAUUGAAGCUAUUGUUGUACCUGUUUGCUUAGCAUUCCUGUUGACAACCCUUUUGGGAGUAUUAUUCUGCUUUAAUAAGCGAGACCUAAUUAAAAAACACAUCUGGCCUAAUGUUCCAGAUCCUUCAAAGAGUCAUAUUGCCCAGUGGUCACCUCACACACCUCCAAGGCAUUUUAAUUCAAAAGAUCAAAUGUAUCCAGAUGGCAAUUUCACUGAUGUAAGUGUUGUGGAAAUAGAAGCAAAUGACAAAAAGCCUUUCCCAGAAGAUCUAAAAUCAUUGGACCUAUUCAAGAAGGAAAAAAUUAAUACUGAAGGACACAGCAGUGGUAUUGGAGGGUCUUCAUGCAUGUCAUCUUCUAGGCCAAGCAUUUCUAGCAGUGAUGAAAAUGAAUCUGCACAGAACACUUCGAGUACUGUCCAGUAUUCCACUGUGGUACAUAGUGGCUACAGACACCAGGUGCCAUCGGUCCAAGUCUUCUCAAGAUCCGAGUCCACCCAGCCCUUGUUAGAUUCUGAAGAACGGCCAGAAGAUCUACAGCUGGUAGAUAAUGUAGAUGGCAGUGACAGCAUUUUGCCCAGGCAACAGUAUUUCAAACAGAACUGCAGUCAACAUGAAACCAGUCCAGAUAUUUCGCAUUUUGAAAGGUCAAAGCAAGUUUCAUCAGUCAAUGAAGGAGAUUUUGUUAGACUUAAACAGCAACAGAUUUCAGAUCAUAUUUCACAGCCCUAUGGAUCUGGGCAGAUGAAAAUGUUUCAGGAAGUUCCUGCAGCAGAUGCUUUUGGUCCAGGCAUCGAAGGACAAGUAGAGAGAUUUGAAACAGUUGGGAUGGAGGCUACAAUUGAUGAAGGAAUGCCUAAAAGUUACUUACCACAGACUGUAAGACGAGGUGGCUACAUGCCUCAGUGACGGACUAACUCCUGUUACAACUUUGGAAGUACCUGUAAAGUAAAGCUAAAAGUAUUUUAUCUGUGAUUUCAGAUCUUCACUCACUGAAGAUGAUCAUUUGCCCUUAAGGACAAGAAGGUACUGUCCUCCCAUGUGGGCUGUUGCCAUUCCAGAAUAUCUGGGAUUUGACUUAAAGCACUACAUAAACUGACUUCAUCCUCCAAAUAGCUGAAUGACUUUGUGCUGUUUCAGGAUGUUUGCACUGAAGAAAAACAAAGCUUGUCUGAAAUUUAUAAAGUGAAACUUUUGGUUUUGCUAUCUAGAAAACAGAGGGUAUUUAAAUUAAAAGCAGUAGUAAACUUAGUGAGCACAGCUAUACUGAUUUUAACGAGAAUAGUCAUCAAAUAUCAAAUCUUGGGGAGAAUUAGCAUAAAAAUUGGGGGAGCAAGAUCUAGACCCUCUACUUCAAGUGACAACAUAAUUUAAAAAGAGUCCAGAUGGUACAACUAAUAUGAGCCCAGCUUUUGUUGUCUGACAAAAAAAAAAAAAAAAUUGGGCUCAUUUAUAAUCAUACCAACAUAUAAAAUAUUAGUUCUCGUCCAUUGGUAAUGAUGCUGCCAGUUACUGGAGAAAAGGAAUUCUGGAGUUUUAACUUGACAAACUAAAAAUAUUAAUUUUUUAAUAUUAGACAGUUAAGUAAAUUUUCAAACAUUUGCUUUCUAUCACUAUUGACAACCUCCGAAGAUCCAUUUCACAAACUCAGCAGAGGGUCCAGAUAAGAGCUAGGAAUGAAUGUGACGAACUAUCUUAAACAUUUAAAAAAUCCUUUGCCAUUUAUAAAGGCUUAAAUUGUUAACACUUUUCUGUACAUGUAUAUAAACAUUAUUGACCCUUCUUGUUAAGACGUCAGAGAAUUUGGUUGAUGAGGCACUUUAUACAGUAUGUCUUCACCUUAAAAUGUGUUUUGAUUUAAUAUGCUUUGUUUUUUAAGUAGGCCAAGACUGAGUUUUUUCUUUCUUUCUAGUAGGUGUUUGAAGCAGACUAAUAAGUUAGAAGACUUGGGCAAUACUCACCAAAACAAACAAAGCACCACCCCAAAAAUGUACAUAUUGAUCUUAGGAAAUCUCGCAGUUAGCAAAUAUCCUUAUUGUAGAGGCACUUAAUGAAGAGAGAGUAUUUUAAUGUCUGCCUGUUCUGAGGUAGGUGGAACUUAGUUCUACAUGAUGAUUUAGGAAUAUUUUAAACCUUUUCCCACAUGUUCUGUUCUUCAGGGGAAAAGUGAGUUGGGCUUCCAGAGUUUAGCACUAAACUCACUUUCGCAUUUAUGUUAUUCCCUACCCACCACGUUUGACGAGGAGGCAGGGGCUAAAAACUAGGAGCUGAGUAAGUAAGAAGAAAUUGUCAUGUGGUUGACUACUGCUGUCAAGUAAGUUUGUGUUUUUUCUGUCAUAUUUAAUUUACAGAAACCAAGCCAACUUAAAAUAGUUUGUAGAGGUUACUGAAGAAUAAAAGGCUGAGAAAAAUUAGUACACAUUUACAGUUGAGAUGUAAUUCGAUUCAUUACUGUCUCAAUAUUGUUCGCAUUAGACUUGCUGUUAUGCUUUAUCCCUUGUAUUCUUGCCUGAUACUUUUCAGAGUUCUUUCUCAUAUAUGGUCUUUGCGAGACAGAGCAGAUGCUUUAUUCUGAUAUAUCCUGUUCUACUUUAGGCAAAACCAACAUGAGAUUGGUAGAAUGUCAGAAUCAGUAGUAGAUGAGGAAAAUUAGGCACAGACAGGUCAGGUUGGAACAGAGAGACCCCAAACUCACACACACUACACACUACAAGGUAAUAAGCAUUACCACCGUUUAAGUUGGUUAUCAAAGGCUGGUCCAAAUCAGGACAGGAUUUAUCUUGCUAAAUGUCAACAAAUUUAUAUCUAUUACAUUUUUCAUUUCCUCAAAAUAAGUAGUCAUGUUGUUAUAACCAUGUUUAGCUCUAACCUUCCUCCUAACAAAUAGCAGUGUUGUGGAGAACAUUUUAGUGUGGAGAUUGUACAUGGGAGGUGGGCAGUUAUAAAAUGUGAACUCAUGAUCUCUGGGAAUCAGAACAAAUAGUUAUUUAAGAAAGGACAUCAUAUAAGCAAAUUUGUAUGUUGAAACUUGUGUAGAACAUGGUGCAGUGAGUGAAUGCCCCCCCAGCCACAAAAGCACUUUAGGCAUAUUAAAUGGAUACAGUUACUGUGCAAAAAUUCAUUCAGGAAAUAAAUAUAUUUAUGUAAUAUACAUCUUUGCCCCCAAAAAGAAAAGCAAUCAUGAAACUUAAGUACAAAAUUACUUUCAUAAGGCAUGUCUUAGAAUAAUGUCUUGAUAUAUGUAAAUUAUAUUUUAGGUAGGCCCAGAAACAAAUCCAGUUAAUUUAUGUGAAAAUUAGACUAUGUUUAAGAUAGUGGAUAAACUACUCAUUAAAUAUAUAGUAUCCAAAAAUUUGAUGCAGUUGCCCUCUUGUAAGACUAAAAAAAUAAUAAGCAUAUGUUACAUGUGUUGUUAUUGUAAUUUGAUUGUUACUGGUGUCUUUGGUAUCCUACCCUCAUCCUUCAUAAAGGCAUGAGGCUAAAUAACUGUUGGAAAACUAUCAGACUUCAAACCCACUAAAAUCUAAAAGUUUAAUUCUUUUUUAACAUGGAUCAUUCAGCACUAGGGAACAUACCCAACAUGUGACCAGAAGCAAGGGAAAACGCAGAAUCAUUCACAUGUUUUGUGUUCACAUCUGUUCUGUGCCUAGUUGUUUGUUUAAUUUCAACCUUUUUCUUUGAUAAGAGAUUUUUUUUUACACACGAAGUCAUCCAAGACCCUAGUUUAUUGUGAAGUUAAGGGUUAAUGAAGUUGAAAUAUACUUUUAAAACAUAUAUUUAUGAAAAGUCAAAUUUAAAGUGGAACAUCUAAAAUAGCACUAUAAAUAGAAAUCAAAUUUAAAAGAUGUCUUUUUUCUACUCACGUAGUUUAGUUAAAAUCAUGACAUAAAUUUAGAAAUAGAAUAACUAUAUAGUAGAAUUCCCUAAAAUAUUUCUGUUAACUGGCAUGUACUGACCAACUAUAAAUUAAGUAGGAGAACUCUUCCUAGUCUAUUCCGUUAUAUUCCACACCAACCUCCUCCUCUCUUUGGUGUUAGGAACAAAUUUCUAUACCAUACAUUUCUGUUUCAGUAGUUUUUUUGUUGAAAUGGGUAAAGUGUCAAAAUAAUAAGCUACAUAAAACUUAAAGUUCAAUUGUUUAAAAAUAUUGGGAUAGCUUUCUGUUGGAGGUCGUGUUAGAUUCUAUUGCCCAGGUAAGAUUACUUUAAAAAUUUCUUUGCACUUUUGUAAAUUAAAAGAAUAUGAAGCCAUAAAAUGGCAAGAUAUUUAGGUUUAAGAAAUUUUAAACUAGCAAACUUACAGCCUAAUUCUAUAAACUGGUCCUUGGUAGCCGUUCCUUUUCAGGCUAUUUAUAAACAGAAUUUAGAUGAAUGUCAAAACAAAACUUUCCAAAGCUAAAUGUAGUAUCUUUUGGGUUAAUCUAUUUUUUUUCAUUGUAUAUACUACUUGUAUGUGUAUUCCCACGAUAUUCUAAUAUACAUUGCAUUAAAAAUAAAAAGGCAGCUCUGGAUGAGCUCUUUUGUUACCUAUUUCUAAAUUUUUUAAUAAGGCUUUUUGUAGUCAGUUCCUUAAAACGGGUUAAACUUCAUUACACAGUUCUUUAAAGUUGAUAGAUCAUGAUGAAAAUGAAUUUAAGGCCAAUGGUGAUAGAUGUUACAGACCUUUUAUCCCUUAAACAUAAGCUUUGAGAAUGAUAACUACAUGCUUCAGAUGCUGUUACAUGAAUAUCAAAAUGUGAUGUGUCAGAAAUAAAGGGAUAGUUUAAAGGUGGAUAUUUGAAAAUUCUUUAGUCUUAGUCUCUCUCUCUAUAUAUAUAUAUAUAUUGAAUAGUAUACUCUAAAAAUAAGUGUGCAAUUUGCUAGUACUACAGUACAGUGAGUAGCAUUAGGUAUGUCUCCUAUUUAUACCCUAUGUCCCAUUUAAUUGUAAGUGCAAUCCUUUUAAGUUCACUUGCUCUUCUACCCCGACCUAAUCUAACUUCAUAUAGAAGGCUUGUCUAGAAAGACUAUUGUAUGUAUUUUCACUUUUGCACAGUGAAUUGCAUGUGCAACUUGUAACCACAGCUAUUGUUUUUAUGUUGACAUAACUCUAAAUGUUCUCUUAUAUAUCAGCUCGCAUCCUUUAAGUAAAUUUAAUAAAUUCUUAACUCAG
This is a messenger RNA of Orcinus orca (killer whale), 7249 nucleotides long. RefSeq names its product interleukin 6 cytokine family signal transducer (gene IL6ST). Gene Ontology annotation, cellular component: membrane; signaling receptor complex; external side of plasma membrane. Gene Ontology annotation, biological process: cytokine-mediated signaling pathway. Gene Ontology annotation, molecular function: cytokine receptor activity; cytokine binding. The transcript has 16 exons. Bases 251 to 3007 code for a protein of 918 amino acids. The record is from RefSeq and is a predicted model, not a curated record. Lineage: Eukaryota; Metazoa; Chordata; Mammalia; Artiodactyla; Delphinidae.